AUGCAAAUCAUUUGGCGAGAAUCCGCAGACACCGCCACGUACGAGGAUGCCCGUGUUGGUCGUGUUUUCAAUCAUCGCCGUCCUGAGCGCUUUCCGUUGGCAGUAGUGAAAGCGACUUGCCAGGAAGACAUUGUCGCUGCCGUCAAAUUGGCUGCGGAGAAAGGCUGCCGUGUCGCUGUUCGAUCCGGAGGACAUUCGUGGGCAGCAUGGAGUGUGCGCGAUAACUCAAUCCUGAUCGACCUGGGCAACUACAAGACCAUGGAGGUUGACGCGGUCAACAAAGUUGCUCGAGCUUCGCCGAGUAUGACGGGCAGGGAACUGAACUCUGUUUUGGUCAAGGACCACCAGCUUAUGUUUCCGGGUGGCCAUUGUCCAGACGUCGGCCUGGGAGGCUUUUUGCUCCAGGGUGGAAUGGGAUGGAAUUGUCGUAAUUGGGGCUGGGCAUGCGAGAGAGUUCAAGCCGUUGAUGUCGUAACAGCCAAGGGAGAAUUACUUCACUGCAACUCCGAGCAGAACCAAGAGCUUUACUGGGCAGCCCGAGGAGCCGGACCUGGUUUCCCCGGUGUUGUUACGAAGUUCCACCUUCGGUUGAACCCAUACCCAAAGAUCGGCUUCCGCUCCUCUGGCUAUGUCUAUCCAAUUGAAAUGUAUCGGGAAGCUCUCAGCUGGGUCAUCUCCAUUUCACCAGGUUUUGACAACGAUACUGAAAUUGCUGCAAUCUCUCACUAUCCAGAUGGUGGCGACGAGAUGCGAUUAUUCAUACUCUUCGUUACCAUGAAGGACGAGGCUCAUGAAGCGGAGCAGGCUCUUCGCGCCGCCCAGGAAAGUCGACCUGCGGGCUGCGUGUCGGAGUGGUUCUGCAAGGAAGACAGUCUUGAAGAGCAGUAUAACAAUCAAGCAAACGCCAAUCCCGAAAAGCAUCGCUAUUGUGCGGAUAAUGCGUACAUUGACAAUGACGCCGAUGUGCCCGCUGUUCUAGAAGAGGCCUUUACAACACUGCCGCACAAGAAGUCCUUUGCACUGUGGUUUGCCAUGAACCCCUGCAGUCGGAGAAAGCUUCCUGAUAUGGCUUUAAGCAUGCAAUCUGACCAUUAUUUUGCUCUCUAUACCGUUUGGGAAGAUGAGCACGACGACCCUCGCUGCCAGGCUUGGGUCAAGAACGUGAUGAAGGGAGUGGAGACGCACUCAGUUGGCGCCUACCUGGGAGAUUCGGACUUCCAGGUGCGCAAGACCAAAUUUUGGGCUGACGACAAUGCCCGGCGUCUAAUGGAGAUUCGCCGCAAAUGGGAUCCUCAAGGUAGACUUUGCGGCUAUCUAGACGAAGGUGACUUGUCUGGCAUUCGUGGACUGGAUAACGCGCACCAGUGGAAGAUCUGA
Messenger RNA from Penicillium daleae, 1377 nucleotides. RefSeq names its product FAD-binding oxidoreductase. Lineage: Eukaryota; Fungi; Ascomycota; Eurotiomycetes; Eurotiales; Aspergillaceae. Gene Ontology annotation, molecular function: oxidoreductase activity; FAD binding. The record is from RefSeq and is a predicted model, not a curated record. The coding region runs from base 1 to 1377 and encodes 458 amino acids. The transcript is spliced from 3 exons.